AUGGGGUACAGGCUAAGCAAAGCAGACAUUGAAUAUCUAGCAAGUGAAAAUAUAGUGUGGAGGUGUGAGCCUUGUGCAGUAACUAGGCGCAGCAGUCUACGGCUGGAGUCUCAGGCUACAGAAGGAAAUCUUUCACUGCAAGAUGUUAUCAAAGCUAUUGAAGAUCUUAAAAAAAACAGUAAACUAAAAGAUAGAGUCUCUAUUUUAGAAAAUAAAGUCGAUGAAAUGGAACAAUACUCUAGAAAAAACUGUGUUGAGACGCAUGGGAUACCUGAAACUGAUAAUGAUGUUAUGGAUCAUGUAAAAUCUGUAGGCCAAGCUCUUGGUAUGGAGAUAACUGACCAAAUGAUUGACAACUGUCAUUUGUUACGCAAAAGGCCAGGUUCAGAUAGGCCCCCAGGCAUCAUAAUUAAGUUUGUGAGAAAAAUAGAUGCUGAAAAUAUGUUGCAAAAGAGGAAAGGGAAGAAGCUUUCUACUAGGCAUCUGGGAAUGCAGUCAGAUAUCCCAGUCUAUAUUAAUGAAUCCUUAUCACCGGCUAGAAGGAGAUUGCUUGCCAUGGCGAGAGAGGUAAAGCUCCAGAAACAUUACAAGUGGUUGUGGGUGAGGGGUGGAAAAAUAUUUUUAAGAAAAGAAGACAAUGGCCCAGUGUCAACUGUGACAUGCCAAGCAGACCUGGUGAAACUGUGA
Molecule: messenger RNA, 687 nt
Organism: Homalodisca vitripennis (glassy-winged sharpshooter)
Lineage: Eukaryota; Metazoa; Arthropoda; Insecta; Hemiptera; Cicadellidae
Exons: 3
Coding region: 1-687 (228 amino acids)
Source: RefSeq, a predicted model, not a curated record